This is a messenger RNA of Phycomyces blakesleeanus NRRL 1555(-), 1545 nucleotides long. RefSeq names its product C2H2-type zinc finger transcription factor. Bases 54 to 1238 code for a protein of 394 amino acids. Lineage: Eukaryota; Fungi; Mucoromycota; Mucoromycetes; Mucorales; Phycomycetaceae. The transcript has 3 exons. The record is from RefSeq and is a predicted model, not a curated record. Gene Ontology annotation, cellular component: nucleus.
UGCAUCUUGAUUCAUACCCUUGAUCCCAUACAUCUUCCCCUACUCUAAUCAUUAUGCCUGCCCCCAUUGAAUACACCUGCAUCCGCCGCAUGAGCACAAUUACUGUGCCCAAGCAAGAUAUUAACUUUGAUGCUUACGACUUCCAGGUCUGCAAGCCUCAGAACGAUGUUAAGAAUGCAUUCGAGUCUAGGGAGCUUGAAGCUUCUUUCUGCCGCGACUUUGCCUGCUGUGGUUUGGUCCUCAACGACCUUCAUGAUCUUCUUCAACAUUAUGAAGAAUGCCACGUCCGCUUCGAGGAUGAAGAAGGCAGUCUUUAUGACGAGUCAGAGUCCAACUAUUGGUCUCCUGUAUCAUCCCCUACCUCAUGUUCAUUUGCAUCCUCUGAACCCAGCAGUCCUACUCUCACUCACGAUGAGCCUGAAAGCAUCAGCAUCUUAAAAAAGAAGGCUGCUUCUUACCUGUCUGACCUUUACAACGCCAACGCUGCCACAGCAUCUCCUGCUUCUCUUUCUGGUUCGAGCUCCUUGUCGACUCCCUCUUCGCCUCUUUCUGUAGCUGACGAUCUUUCGAUCGACCAGUCUGAAUGUCUCGCAGAUGAUGAUUCUUCUCUUCCCAGCAAAAAAUCACAGGGAAAGAAGCGCUCAUAUACUCAAUUCUCUACCUCCCACCCAAAUGCCCUCGACCUUUUGACUCAGUCUGCCGCAAAAAAGCUCGCACUUGCCACAGGUGACCUUCCUACACCCAUUCUCACUGAUGAAGAUUUCCUUGCCCAAGCUGGUGCUCUUCUUGCUUCUGCCAACACAAAUGCUAAUGCUGACAAGCCUUACAAAUGCCCUGUUCCUGGCUGUGACAAGGCUUACAAGAACCCCAACGGGCUCAAAUACCACAACCAGCAUGGUCACUGCAAUUUGGUUUCAGAUGAAAAUGAAAACGUUGCUUCCAAACCUUACCAGUGCACUAUCGGCGAGUGUGGCAAGCGUUACAAGAACCUAAACGGACUUAAAUACCAUAUUGAGCAUUCCCAUAUGGCCGCUCUCAAUCACACCCUUGCCACAUUUGGCUCAUCUCUGUUUGCUGGCCUACCCGGAGGAAAUGCAACUGCUCUUAACGCCAUUGCUCAACUUGAGCAGGCUGCCGCUGCUGCUGCUGCCGCUGCUGGUAGUGUUGGUGCUUCUGCCUUCAUCUCCCCCGAGGCAUCUCCCAUUCUCUCUUCCGCCUCGCUUCCCUCCCUCUUCUAAAAAGUCAAAAGUAGUAUUAUUAUCAAAAAAGUACCCAACAAAAAGUUCUCCCUUCCCCUCCCAUUCCUCUUUCAUAUUUCAUUUUAGUUCAUUUUAUUUCAUCUCACCCAUCUCCAAAAAAAAAGUAUUCCUCUUUACUACCCAUCUUACUAGUUUUAUAGCUUUUCCUUAUUAUUUUCUUAUACUCUUUCUCUAAUCUCCUGUAUAUAUCUUCGUCUCUAUUGUUUCAAAACGUAACUUCUAUAUCUAUCGAUCUCUGUUUAAUUGUUUAAUUGCUUAUAAAAGUUUAUCAUUUAAUUCUUUACUC